Molecule: messenger RNA, 1406 nt
Organism: Drosophila ficusphila
Lineage: Eukaryota; Metazoa; Arthropoda; Insecta; Diptera; Drosophilidae
Product: lipase 3
Exons: 3
Coding region: 11-1276 (421 amino acids)
Biological process (GO): lipid metabolic process
Molecular function (GO): hydrolase activity, acting on ester bonds
Source: RefSeq, a predicted model, not a curated record
CAUAGGUACCAUGAACAGAUUUACGGUUGGCUUUCUGAUCUUGGGCGCUUUGAUCCUGGGAGUUUACUCCGCUGCCUUAGAUGGACCCAUUGACUUCUACAAGCUUUACGAUAACCCCGAGGCGCACAUAAGCCUUAAGGAGAAAAAAACCACGGCUGAUCGCACUGCCUCGCACGGAUAUCCUUCGGAGCACCACUACAUUGAAACCAAGGAUGGUUAUAUCCUGGGAGUGUUUCGCAUUCCAUACUCCCACAAACUGCAGAAUCAGAACGAAAAGCGACCCAUUGUGCUGCUCCAACAUGGAUUGACCAGCUGCUCGGACGCCUGGAUUUUGCAAGGACCCAACGACAGUCUGCCAUAUUUGCUGGCGGAUGCAGGAUAUGAUGUGUGGAUGGGCAAUGCUCGAGGCACUUCGUACUCCAGGAACCACACGAAGCUCUCCACGGAGAACCCACUUUUCUGGCAGUUCAGUUGGCAUGAGAUCGGUAUAUACGAUAUUACAGCCAUUAUCGAUUACGCUCUGCAUACGGAAAAUGGCCAGGAUCAGGAUGCCAUCCACUAUGUGGGCCAUUCUCAGGGAACUACUGUAUAUUUUGCUCUGAUGUCCUCGAUGCCGGAGUACAACUACAAAAUCAAGACCGCUCAUAUGUUUGCCCCUGUGGCAAUUAUGAAGCACUUGACCAAUGCAUUGGUGGUGAAGGUGGGUCCCUAUUUGGGUCACAGGAAUGCCUACUCGAUACUCUUUGGCUCCCAGGAAUUCCUGCCCCACAAUGAGUUCGUCAUGGCUUUGUUCUUUAAUAUUUGUCAGCCGGAUUUCUUGCUGCGUCCGGUUUGCGAAAAUGCCAUGAGUUCACUCUAUUCAGGAGGUCGUGUCAAUAUGACUGCUAUGCCGGAAGGUAUGGCCACCCAUCCGGCGGGUUGUUCCACCGACCAAAUGCUUCACUACUUGCAAGAACAGCAAUCGGGUUACUUCCGCCAGUUCGACCAUGGCACCAAGAAGAACCUGGAGGUCUACGGAUCCGAGGAACCCCCAGAAUAUCCUGUGGAGCUAAUCAACUCGAUGGUGCACUUGUGGUACGCAGACAGCGAUAAUUUGGCCGCUGUAGAGGAUGUCGAGCUGUUGGCAAGUCGACUGCCCAACAAGGUAAUGCACCAUAUGGAUGAUCCGGAGUGGAAUCAUGGCGACUUCGCCCUCAAUAACGAAGUGCGUAAAUACGUCAAUGAGCCGGUAAUUGCCAUAAUGGAGAAAUACGAGCUAGAGAACAGCAGCACGUGAUAAUAAGAUCUUUUGUGGAAUUAAUUUUAGGUUAGCCUUUAAGCUAGUAAUUUUUAAGGAAAUCUUGUACCCAAAAACAAAUUAAUAAUUUAAAAAAGUAAAAUACUGCUUUUGCUAUUUUUUACCAUUA